AUGUCUGUAUCUCGAUAAGUGUCUGUGAAAAAUUUUUGAUAAUUUCAUUCGUAGAAUAUUAUAUUAUUUAUUAUAAUAUAUUAACCGUUAUUAUUUAUUCAAUAAAAAUAUUUUUUAUUGAAGAUUAAACAAAGAUUAUAACAUAAAACAUUAAAUAUGUCGAUGGAAACAGUUCCGAAAGAAUUACGUGGAUUAAGAGCAUGUUUAGUAUGUUCUUUGGUUAAGACAUUUGAUCAAUUUGAAUUCGAUGGUUGCGAUAAUUGCGAUGAAUUUUUACGUAUGAAAAAUAAUAAAGAUAAUGUUUUUGAUUGUACCAGUUCUAAUUUUGAUGGUAUGAUUGCAGCAAUGAGUCCUGAGGAUAGUUGGGUAUGCAAAUGGCAAAGAAUAAAUCGAUUUUGUAAAGGUGUGUAUGCAAUAUCAGUAUCAGGUCGAUUGCCAGCAGGUGUUAUAAGAGAGAUGAAAAGCAGAGGAAUAGUGUACAGACCACGAGAUACAAGUCAACGAUAAUUUCAAAAUUGUAAGAUCACUACUGUAUUUUUUUUUUUAAUAUUAUUUAAUAGAAUAAUCUAAUUACUUAUUUCAUAAUUUGCACUAAGAAUUUUAUAAGAUCUUCACGAAAAUAUUAUAUUUGAUUUGAUUGAUAUGAACUUUUGUUCAGAUUUUCAGAAUUCUAUUGAAAUUCUUCCAACCUUUUUGACUAUAUUUAAGAUUUUUGUAAGAUUUGUUCGCGAUUUUUUUGCUUUUUUUCUAAUUUCAAAAGAUUAUAGUAUAUUAAUAUUUCCUCUAAAUUUUUUGAUAUCUGUACAGUUUUUAAAAGAACUAAUUAAUACGAUUUUGAAAAUGUUCGAUUUUUAAAGAAUAUGUACAAUUUUCGUGAAAUUCUUUUUCUUAUCAUAAACAUUUUCCAGAUUUUUUAAAACCGCGUUUAUAUUGGAUAAUUUUUAAAAAUGUUAAUGUUUGAUUUUCUAAUCAUUAAUUAAAUAUAAAGUUAGUUCACUCUGAUUUUCUAUAAAUUUUCAUAGUAAAUUAAUAUGCGUACAUUAAAAAAUUUUUGAACGCAAUUUUUUGUCUUUUUUCUCUACAGAUCAAUAUCAAAUAUGAUUGUUACCUGGACAUGUGUUCGAAUGAGAAUAAACGGGAUGCCGCAUCACGGGCAAAUUACUAUUUACACAAUUAAGCCAUAGAUUUGCACAAGUAACGUGAUAAUUAUUCUCGUUAUAUAUUACUCUGCCGCUGGUAAUAACUGUUAAACAAAGUGAGCAACAAAUGGCUUCUCCUUGAUGUAAAGGCCAAGCUGGUAAUUCCGUAACGAUCUGAAAUUUAUUAUAAAAACGUACAAAUUUUAAUGUAUAAAUUAUAUAAUAAUUGUAUAUAAUAAUUGUAUGUAAUGUAAUUGUAUAAUAAUUAUAAUAAUAAUAAUAUAAUAUAUAUUAUUAUAAUAUAUAUUAUUAUAAUUAUAAUAUAAUAAAAUAAUAAUGUAAUUGUAUAAUAAUUGUAUAAUAAUUGUAUAAUAAUUGUAUAAUAAUGUAUAAAUUUUUGUACAAUAAACUUUGAAUUAAUAAAAAUUAA
Messenger RNA from Apis cerana (Asiatic honeybee), 1569 nucleotides. RefSeq names its product transcription elongation factor SPT4-like. Gene Ontology annotation, cellular component: DSIF complex; nucleus. Lineage: Eukaryota; Metazoa; Arthropoda; Insecta; Hymenoptera; Apidae. Gene Ontology annotation, molecular function: zinc ion binding; RNA polymerase II complex binding. The record is from RefSeq and is a predicted model, not a curated record. Gene Ontology annotation, biological process: transcription elongation by RNA polymerase II; transcription elongation-coupled chromatin remodeling; regulation of DNA-templated transcription.